This is a messenger RNA of Argiope bruennichi, 2137 nucleotides long. It is a transcript of the gene nesd, whose product is annotated as SHC SH2 domain-binding protein 1-like. Bases 73 to 1842 code for a protein of 589 amino acids. The transcript is spliced from 10 exons. The record is from RefSeq and is a predicted model, not a curated record. NCBI's taxonomy places the organism in Eukaryota, Metazoa, Arthropoda, Arachnida, Araneae, Araneidae. Gene Ontology annotation, biological process: spermatogenesis; male meiosis cytokinesis.
AUUUAAAUUUGUUUACAUUCAAAUAAUUAUUCAAUCAGGAACUUCAUGUCAUAGACCGCGCCUUUUAAAACUAUGGAUUCAGAUUCUGAUUUUUAUAUAUCUUACUCUUGUCCAAGUGUUUACAAAGUAGACCUGACUUCGUUCAAAGAUAUGCUCCUGAACUACAUUGAUAUAAUUGGAGGAGUUGCAUUUUCAGGCAUUGAAACAUCAUUUGUGGAAUAUGUAACCAGUAUAGUAGAGCCUGUUGGUUGGAAAGCUGUGUGGAGAUCAACAAAAGAUACAUCUCCCUUGGAUGCAGAAUAUGAUUUUAUUGCAGAAGUGACUAAUGUAAGUUUGCAAUCAUUAGAAGCAGAUAUUUUUGUGAAGUCCAUUAUUGUUGAUGAUGGAAUCACUCACAAUUUAGAUAAGUUAAAAGAGGAAAUAAAUGUUGAGAAUCCAAGAACAGUUCCACUUACAGAAUUAUAUGUAGUGAGUGAAGAUGACUAUGAAACUCAGUUUGAAGAAACAGCUAUUGCUAUUGAAUAUGUGAGGAUUUUCUUUAAACAUAUUUGUAGACCAUGGGACAGUGAGGAAGAGACUGUUUAUACCGAAGAAAUUCUUAAAUCCCGUUUGCAGCUAUAUUUUGAUAUGAAGAAUAAUGUAUUACCAAAGACUAUGAUUUCAAAAAUAAAGUCAAUUCUAAAAGAAGGUUCAAGAAUUGUAAAAGAGUUGAAAAUGCUAUAUUCAGAAAUGCAUGUUAGUGAUUCUGAAGCAGAAAUAAACGAGGAUGAUUUGAUGCAUUCGCUAACAUUAAGAAAAAAGUUGGAAAAGCUUCAAGCCAAAAUGGAAAUGUUAGAGAACCCAGUUAUAAGAACAUUUGUUACAAAAAAGUAUACGCCUGGCAGGUCAUUAAAAAAGCAACCAAAAUCAUCUCCAGUGACAUAUGUGGUAGCAAAAGAAUUUAGCAAAGAAAUUGUAAAAAAAGUGUUAUCACUAGAAUCCACAUCAGUAUUAGAAUUUGAACAUCAUCCAGAAAUUGCUUUCAAACAUAGUACAACUGGAGACAAAAUAUUCAUUUUUCCAGGCAUUUAUGAAUGUGAUAAUUUAGGAUGGUUAGAAUGUGAUAUUUCUGUUCAAGGUAUAGGUGUAGCUGCAGACAUUGUUCUUGAAGCUACAGGAAAUAGUGAUGUUCUUCUAAACUGCUUAGCUGAGAAAAUAAUGAUUGAAAAUAUUUCUUUGGUUGGAAAAUCGGGACUUCUUAGUCCUAUUGUUGUUCAUCAUGGUGAAACUCAUUUGAAGAAUUGUGUCAUUGACAGCAAUGGAGCCAAAAUAGGCAUCUUGUUACUUGAAGGUGUGGAAGCAUCAUUGGAAAACACAACUGUAGCUAAUUCUAGUGAAGAUGGAGUACAGAUGAGAUCAUUAAGUGCUUGUUCUAUCAAAUCAUCAAAAAUCUUAUUUUCAAGAAGGCAUGGCAUACAAAUUGAUGCUGAAUGUGCAUUGUCACCUAACAGUUUUACUAAAAUUGUGAUAACCGAUUCACAGAUAACUAAUGUUGGUGGCUACGGCAUCUUUCUCAAUAAUGUGCCAAUAGCAGAGAUUUCUUUGCAAAGGCCUUCUGGAGAUUUUAAUGUCUUAGGAUUGUUUCCUUGGAUGAAAUACCAAAUAGAAGAUACUAUUUUGGAAAACAAUGGUGAAAAUGGUGUUGGAAUAUCUUCAUCUUGUAAAAAGCGUGAACAGUUACAAUCAGAGUCUUCUCUUUUUGUUCCAUCUAAUUGCAGCUUAACUGAUGAUAUGAAUCACUCUGCAUUAAGCGAUCUUUUAAAUGAAAUUAAUAUAAGUAUUGAUAAUCUUGAAACUAACUGAGCAUUUUACAAAACGUUUUUUUUAUUAGUAUAGUUUUAGCUAUGGACAUGUUUAUAGAAAGUUUUUUUUUCCAUGUGUGUAUGUGUGUGAUAUAUAUAUCUAGAGAGAAAGAGAGCAGCUAUUGUAGAAAGUUUUACAAACCUUAAUUUUUAAUAAUGCCUAUUAUGGUAGUAUGCCAUGAUUUAUCUAAUCACAAGCAUUUAUUUAUUAAAAUAAUUUUAUCUGGUUGAUAAUUGAAAUGAUAUAUAUUUAUUUAUUUAAAGAAAAUUGAGAAUUAAGGAAAUCAUAAUUUUGU